AUGGACUUCAGUGAAAACUGUACCUGUAAAUAUGCAACAGAAAUCCAGUCGGCUCAUUUCGGGGGAUCAAAACCCCAAAUUUCACUUCAUACAGUUGUAGUGUAUUACAAAGUUAAUGAGUAUUCGAAAUCGGUAAACAAAUCAUUCUGCACCAUUUCUGAAAACCUGAGGCAUGAUCCAGCUGCAAUAUGUGCACAUUUUAAUCCAAUAGCUGACGAAGUACGUAAACUAAUUCCAAACUUACAAACAGCUCAUUUUCUCAGUGAUGGCCCGACCACUCAGUACAAAAACAGGAAGAUGUUUUUUUUAAUGGUAACAUAUCUAACAAAAAUGCUUGGAGUCUAA
This is a messenger RNA of Psylliodes chrysocephalus, 345 nucleotides long. Lineage: Eukaryota; Metazoa; Arthropoda; Insecta; Coleoptera; Chrysomelidae. The record is from the annotation of a GenBank genome assembly.